AUGGCCCUCGCCACCACCUUCUACAACACCUUGGUCAAGCGCAAUAGCGUCUACGUGACCUCCAUCUUCGCGGGCGCUUUCGCGUUCGGCAUCGGAUUCGACGUUGGAAUUACCGCGCUCUGGGAUACCUGGAACAAGGGUAAACAAUGGAAGGAUAUCCGCGCAAAAUACAUUGAACAGGACGAGUAG
Molecule: messenger RNA, 189 nt
Organism: Punctularia strigosozonata HHB-11173 SS5
Lineage: Eukaryota; Fungi; Basidiomycota; Agaricomycetes; Corticiales; Punctulariaceae
Product: ubiquinol-cytochrome C reductase UQCRX/QCR9-like protein
Exons: 4
Coding region: 1-189 (62 amino acids)
Biological process (GO): mitochondrial electron transport, ubiquinol to cytochrome c
Source: RefSeq, a predicted model, not a curated record